Podarcis muralis (Common wall lizard) is the source of this 4470-nucleotide messenger RNA. RefSeq lists its product as uncharacterized. NCBI's taxonomy places the organism in Eukaryota, Metazoa, Chordata, Lepidosauria, Squamata, Lacertidae. The record is from RefSeq and is a predicted model, not a curated record.
UAUUAGGAUCUGUGAAUGCAUUGUGCCCUUGACUGAAAGAAACAUUGGUGGUUAACAUACAAUAUAACUUCUGCAGAAAACCUAUGCAACAGGGUAUGACUAUGACUGUAACAUAAACAAAUUACAUGUCAUGUACAGAUAACCUUAAAAGUCAACUCAAAUAAACCAAGCAACCAUAUCAUGACAUUUAUAUUAAUCAAGAUAAACAGAAUCCCUUUAAAAUAAUUGUGUGGUUUUAUAUAAAAAUGCAAGAUGUGCUAGUAUAGCCUAAAUGAAACAUUUAUUUCCUUGGAAGAAUAGAUACCAAAACUUUUUAUUCCUAAAUGUUCCAUAUGGAAUUUUAACAAAAUUAAGUGGUAAACACAAAGUACCUUUGGAUUAAAGGAGCUAUCGGGUAUCACAUAUAAUAUAUAGCUGUUAGCCCUUCUAGUAUCUUAGCAUAUUUAAACACUUCAAAUAGAAUCCUAAGCAAGUUUAUUCAGAAGUAAGACCCAUUGAAUUCAAUGGAACUUGCUUUCAGUUAAGUGUAUAUAGAAUCACAGGCUUUAAUAAGAUGAUGAUAUGGUGAGAAAAACACAAAGCUUUUAAAAAUUGUUGUGAAUGUAAUAAACAUUUGGGACUGCAGGUGUAAAAUAGCCUUUGAUACACAGUCAGUGGCUUCAAUCAUAAAUGAAUUCUUCAAUGUAGAUGAACAUUUGAGAGUGUUUAGAUUCUAAAGAUUCAAAUGUGGAUAUAGCACAGAAUGUUAGAUCUGUUUUUAAAAACGGGCAGUUUCCUUCUUAGUCAUUGUAUCACCUUCAAGAUCUCGGGGUAGGGAGGAACUGUCUUAAUAAGGGAAGGUACUCAAAACUACAAAAUGUUGAACUUGCAGCAUAAAACGUAUCUUAUUUUUCUGUAUCCAUGCUAGGCAAACUGAAGUAUUGCAAAAGCGUGUGCAUAUUUUCAUGUUCUCCAGAACAUUUUGUCAGUCUAGAUAGAGAGUGAACAAAUUUGAUGGUAGAGUGUGGGGUGAGGUAGAAGAUGUUCAAAUGAGGCUCUGGCAGGUGAGUAUCUUCUGGGAAGCAGCAGCAUAUACAAUGGUUUAUAAGAAUAUUAGAAAAUAUAGAAUCUAGCUGUUACCCAGAUGGGUCUCCGUCCUUGGACAAAACAUAUCAGUUUCUUAGUAGGUAGAAAUACAGGCAGGGUUUUAAAAUAAACAAAUCUGAAGGUUAAUUUCAGGCAGCGAGGUAGGUUUUUAAAAAAUUAAAAUUAAAAAGUAGGAGGCAAAGUGAGUUACUUCACCUAACGGCCCCUUUGGAAUGGGUUGCAUCCAACACAGCCCAUGCAUGAGCAGUACUGGCUUUUGCAAUUGGACUUCACCUUCCUCACCUCCACCCUCAUGCAUGUCCUCAAAAUCUAUUCCAAAGGGUUGAGGGAUCCUCUGAAGCAGAUUUUGGUGGUACAUGGGAGGCGGGGGGAGGGAGAGGAAAGUGAAGUCUACCCACCCGAUGUUGGAUCCUGCCCAGUCCCCUUCCACAUUGCAUCUUAAGACUCAGUAAAUGCAAGGUCUAUCCUUGGCUCAAGCAUCAGACAUUUUUCUUCCACAUCCUUUGUUUUCUUUGCCAGUUCAUCUGAUGAAGAGUUCUGGUCAGUGCUCUUUUUUUUUUAAAGGAAAAACCAGUGCUGGUAUUCAGUGUGAAGUUGUUACAGUAAGUGCCACGCUUUUAACAUGGGGGGAGAGAAGGUGCCAGUACUAUGUACCCUUGCUUACCCUUAGGGGGGAAAGCACUGGAGAACAAAAAAAAAAAAAUGCACACUCUUUUGUAAGAUGUUGGUUGGUCUAGGAUAUAUACUGCCCUAAUGGGGGUGGGGGGUGUAUAAAAUAAUUUAUUAUGGGCCAACAUGGCUACCAUAUAUGAGAAGGUGGAAUUAAGAAAUAUAAUGACACGUAUCAUCAUGGAAAUUGCAUAUGAUAUAUACAGCUGAUAACAGUAGAUGUCUAAGGAGAUGCAAUCACCACAUCAUAAGAUUAUCUAGGAGAUUAAGGCACUAUAUUGUGAUUAUGCAGCUAAAUUCAAAAGUUUUGGGAAACAGUCUAGAUAUUUGUGGCUUGGAUAUCACCCGAUGCUUUAUUAUAUUCUGAUGUGACAAUACUGUCACUAUCAAAUAUUCAGGUAUCCUUCCUUAUUACAUAUAAUUGCCAGAUUGAGUUUGGCUGGACAUCAGAAAAUGAGGUUUCCUCAUCUCCAACAGACUGGCUUAACUGGGUCUGUGUGAUGUUUACUUCAAACAGACAGACAACAAAUCAUCAAUACAAUAUCAAGCUGUAACUGAUGUUGGGUUGUCAGUGAGGUUAAUUUUCUUCUGCAUGCUAAUUAUUAUAAUUCGUUAUGAGGAAUGUUUUCCUGUAAAAAUUGAUUUUUACAAAUACAAAUAAAGAAAUUGAGAUUUACAAAUGUAGUCUUCAAUGUUCAAUGUUAACACACAUCUUUCAAAUACAUACUUCUGUAUAAUUUGAUAGUUUAGCUAGGGCACAUAAACUAAGGCACAAGGGAGACAAUUUGGUUGUGAAUGUAACCUGAUGGUAUUCCAGUUAAUUGUAUUUUUUUAGUGUUCUGCAAGAUCAUGGUAAAAACAAAAGGUACAAAAUAAUAAUAAAAAUUAUUCAUGUAAAAUUAUAAAUCCUCUCCUUUCUCUGCACACUCUCAAUCUCGUCUCACUUUCUUCUGUUAUUAAGACAUCCCUGGUUAAACAGACAAGAAUAAGGGUUAUAUGAGCUGAAAUGCAGGAUAAUCCUGGCUCUUUAAAUAAAACAAGCUUUCUCUGUUCCUCAGUCAUGUCACAAGGUUGCUAGGUGACCUGAAAACACUCCAGUUGUAGGAAGCGCAGGAGAAAUUCAGAGAGAAAUUCCAAAGGGUAAAAGGGAUGGGUGGGAGGGGCGCUGUACCCACCCUUCUGAGAAUUAACAAAGCCUACAAAUUGCCAGACUUCAACUCCUUUGCAAUAUUUGGUGUGUUUACCAAUGUGGAGUCCACAUUCUGUGGCAACUGAAAACAUCAAGGAAAGAAGUCAUGCCAAAGCUAAAAGGCAAACCAAAACCUAAAGCCGGCUUAGCUAUGAAUAUCCUUGAAAAGUUCCUGCAAACUUAUGAAAAGCAUUGCACGGCAUCCCAAAGUUGUGUCAGUCCAACUAUCAAACAGGACUUACAGCAAUGUGUAACAAAUGAUAUGUUCAUUACUAAGUUUGUGCUUACAAAUGUAGAGAGCUUAUCAAGAAAUGUGCAUCCAGUUUAUCUCACUCCUUUACUGAGGACUAUCCGAGAUGAACGAUAUCGGCGAGGGAAGGAGCUCUGUAUCUGUGGAAUUAACCUAUAUCCUCAAGAUAUUGCAAACCUUGCAAUCUUGCUAGAACUGGAUGGACGUACCAUCUACCCCUUUUCCAAAUUAGAAAUAACUCAUCAUGUAUUAGACCUUUGGAGCAUGGAGAGACUUGGAAUGGCUCUGCCUUACAGCCGUCUGAGUUCUCUUGUUCUGGAUUAUUCCAAAUGUGGUGAUAACUGUGUCAGUAGACUUACUGAUGGAUUAGAUGGGAAUAGAAAGCUUUUAACUCUGAGCCUCUGCUACUGUGAUUUAGGGCCCAAAAGUGGAUUAACAUUAGCAACUCUUGUAGUCCAAACUGCCAUUUGCAACUUGUUCCUGAAUGGUAAUCACUUGCAAUGUUUGGGUGCCAUAGAACUCCUCAGACCAAUAGCAGAGUUUGAAGAAAGCAUUGGACAAGUAAAGAAAGCAAAUGCUCAACUCAGCCUUGAAGCAGCCAACAAAGAUGCAGAUCUUCAUUCAAAAGUUGCGAAUCUGAACACUACUUCGAAGACAAACAGUCCUACGACAAUGGAAAAUAGGAAGAAAAAGAAACGGAAAGUCUCAAAGAAAAAGCAUAAGAAACCUGACCCUGGCCCAUGGUUAGCUAGGCUGCAUUUGGCUGAUAAUGCUAUAGAUGGAAGGUUUCGCCAAACAGAAGAAAACAUCAGAGAGUUUGUGCAGCUGUUGACCAGUUUAAUCAGGAACUCUGACCAUCUAGUGGAAGUUGAUAUCGAUGGCAAUGCUAUAGGAGAACAAAGUGCAAUCAGCAUAUUGGAAGCUCUUAAGGACCGAAAGAAAGACAAAAUGCCACACAUAAACAUUGAGGUAACACCCCAGAUGUCAUCAAUGACCUUCAGGGAAAUUUUCAAGAAUUGUUCAAAAACAGCAAAAAAGAGGAAGAAAAAGAAAACCAAGUGAUGAAGUCUGGAUUUGCCUCCUGCAGAAAUUAGGUUCAAAGAGGUUAACAUACUUCAGCAAUUAUUUACAUGAUGUUCUAAUCAUUGAAAUACUACAAAGACGGUUUAGACUACUUUAUUGUGAAAGUACUUUAUAACUAUUUACAACCGCUUCCAUUUUAUUGGAUUAAAAGUAUGCAACUGCCAAAAAAACACCUUCCUGGUAGUACAACUUA